Messenger RNA from Brenthis ino (lesser marbled fritillary), 438 nucleotides. The record is from the annotation of a GenBank genome assembly. NCBI's taxonomy places the organism in Eukaryota, Metazoa, Arthropoda, Insecta, Lepidoptera, Nymphalidae.
AUGAUUAUUCAUACCAAAGCAGAAAUUAUAACAUUUGUUUUACUAGCGUAUUUGCUAGGAGUAAAAAGUCUGGAAUGCUAUGUAUGUGAUUCGCAAGAAGAUAAUAAUGAAAAAUGUAUAAAAACUAUAAAGACUUGUGAAUACAAUCAGGAUGUUUGUUUGACUGAAAUAAAAUGGGGUACUACUCCUUAUUGGUCGCAAGGUGCUAAAAAACAAUAUUAUAUUUCAAAGAGAUGUUCUGAUAGAACAGAUUGUGCGACAACUCGGCAACGCUACAUGCCUCUAUGUACACAUAUCUGGUAUCAAGACUGGGUCUGUUCAGAUUGUUGUCAAGGAGAUAGAUGUAAUUAUUAUGUUAUAAGUGGCAGCGAUAAAAAUAAACCAGUUUUAAGCAUUUUAUUAGGAGUAGCAUCAGCUAUGAUUUUAAAAAUAAAAUUA